AUAACGCCCGAGGGGAGGAAGAGCGUCCUGGAGGUAGCACAUCGGAUGACACUGAAGUUCUACGAAGCGAUCUGUGGCCCGGGGACCCAGCCAUGGACAAGCGUCGAUGAGCGGCGUGGCAGCUGUGGCGUUGGCGCCGAGAGGUUUGAGGUGGAUGUGCGCGUGGUGACCUUCCCCGUGGGUACAGGUGCUACCGUGCUGAGAGCUACGACGACGGUAUGGCUCCCCGGGACACCGGCGCAGCAAGUGUUCAACUACCUCUGUGAUGGAGAUCGCCGAACCGAGUGGGACAUCGGCGCCAACCGUACCUCCACCAUUCGCCAGGAGGGCUGUUUUGGCACUGGACAACUCGACGGCAACUCCGUCUCUCUCCUGCGCACCAUUGCUUCCAACGGAGCAUACGGCAAGCUGAUCCUGCAAGAGUCAUGCAUCGACGCCUCAUGCAUGGUGUUGGCGUAUGCUCAAAUUGAUGACCAAACCAUUCAGGAUGUCAUCAACGGUACCAACACCUCCUUCUCCCUCCUGCCGUCUGGGGUGGUCGUGCUCCCUGAUGGCAACGCCGAGCCAGGAGCGCCUCCAACAUCUGCCAUGUGCUCCUCCAGCUCCUCCGCCAGUCACAGGAGCAACUCCGGAUCGCUCGUCUCGAUCAUGUACCAGACACUGCUGAGCGGCCAGCCACCGGAGCAUCUCUUCAAAGCUGUUGCCGAGAAUGUGGGGAAUCUGCUCUGUCAAGCCAUCGACAAGAUCAAAUCUGGCGUCCAUGCUAACGUCGUUUUAGCUGCUUGAUGCGUCGUCUACAAUUUGGGAUUAUGGGAACUUCUUGCCAUUAUUGCAGACUAUAUACAAUAAUGUGCACUGUUUAUUUCCUUGUUACCAUCGUACAUUGUCCCGUGCAGUUAUCGCGGAAACGACUUUUAUCAUCUUUAGUAAUUUAUUAAACAGACUUGGUUAUGCAUUAUCGUCUUGUUAUUUGUGAGAACACCAACUUACUGCUAAA
Molecule: messenger RNA, 997 nt
Organism: Aegilops tauschii subsp. strangulata
Lineage: Eukaryota; Viridiplantae; Streptophyta; Magnoliopsida; Poales; Poaceae
Source: RefSeq, a predicted model, not a curated record